GAAAAUAAAAAAGACACAUUUGGCUUAGUUAAGAGAAACAGAAAGGAGCGGAAGAGAAGGAAAAUGAAGGGAUGAAGGAAGAGCUACCAUUCAUUUAGAUAACAAACCUCCCUAUAUAUUCAAUCUCACUUUGAUUCCCAUAACACCAUUCUUCUCUUGCCAGAAGAAGGCACUAGCUAGCCUUCUUCUUUCUUCUUUCUUCUUCUUCUUUAAAUAAAAUAAAAUAAAAUAAUAAUAAUAAAAAAUGGUUUCCUUUAGGAGGACAGUCCUACCCCUUGUUUUGGGUGUGCCUCUCCUAUGCCUCUUGUCAAUUGUCAAUGCAGAGGAUCCAUAUCUCUUCUUCGAGUGGCAUGUCACCUACGGCACCAUCUCUCCGUUGGGGGUCCCUCAGCAGGGCAUUCUCAUCAACGGCCAAUUCCCCGGCCCUGAGAUCAACUGCACCUCCAACAACAACAUCGUUGUCAAUGUCUUCAACGAAAUCGAUGAGCCUCUCCUCCUCACUUGGGCCGGCAUCCAGCUCAGGAAGAACUCAUGGCAGGACGGUACUCCCGCCACCAUGUGCCCCAUUCUCCCUGGCCACAACUACACCUAUCAGUUCCAAGUCAAGGACCAGAUAGGCAGUUAUAUUUACUUCCCCACUACCGCCCUCCACCGUGCCUCUGGGGGUAUCGGCAUGCUUAAAGUCCACAGCCGUCCUCUCAUCCCUGUCCCCUUUGAUAAUCCCGCUGAAGAUCAUGGUAUCCUCCUCGGAGAUUGGUACAACAAGGGCCACAAGACCCUCAAGAGCAUUCUUGAUUCCGGCCGAUCUAUUGGCAAACCCGAUGGCAUUCAGAUCAAUGGAAAGUCUAACAAGGUUGGCGAUGCUGCUGCUGAGCCACUCAUCACCAUAGAGGCCGGAAAGACUUACAGGUUGAGGGUGUGCAACGUGGGAAUGAGGCUGAGUGUCAACUUCAGAAUCCAGGGUCAUGCCAUGAAAUUGGUGGAGAUGGAGGGAUCCCACACCGUGCAGAAUGAGUACGACUCCAUGGAUAUCCACGUCGGCCAAUGCAUGUCUCUCUUGGUCACCGCAGAUCAAACCCCUAAGGACUACUACUUUGUUGCUUCCAGCCGCUUCUUCAAGCAAGUCCUCACAUCUGUGGCCACUAUCCGCUACGCCAAUGGCAACGGACCCGCAUCCCCCCAAAUUCCACUACCCCCUCCUGAGAAUUCCGUCGGCAUUGCAUGGUCCAUCAACCAAUUCCGCUCCUUCAGGUGGAACUUGACCGCCAGUGCUGCCCGCCCCAACCCACAAGGCUCCUAUCACUACGGGAAGAUCAACAUCACCCGCACCAUCAAGCUAUCAAACUCUCGGCAAGUGGUGGAUGGCAAGCUCCGUUUCGCUGUCAAUGGUGUCUCGCAUGUGGAUGGUGAAACCCCAUUAAAACUGGCGGAGUACUACGGGAAGGCUAACCAAGUGUUCAAAUACGAUCUUGUGAAGGAUGAGGCAGAAAAAGGGGAGAAAGUUGUGGUGGCACCCAGCGUGAAGAAUGCAACCUUCAGGAACUUCGUGGAGAUCAUCUUCGAGAACCAUGAGAAGACUAUCCAAACAUGGCACUUGGAUGGAUACUCCUUCUUUGCGGUUGCAAUUGAACCUGGGACGUGGACCCCCAAGAAGAGGCAGAACUACAAUCUGUUGGAUGCAGUGAGCAGGCAUACGAUUCAGGUGUACCCUAACUCAUGGGCUGCAAUCAUGACCACUCUUGACAAUGCUGGUAUGUGGAACCUGAGGUCUGAUAUGAAGGAGAGGGCAUAUUUGGGACAACAGUUCUACUUUAGCGUUGUCUCGCCGGCACUCUCCUUGAGGGAUGAGUACAACCUCCCUGCCAAACAGGAACUCUGCGGCAUUGUCAAGGAUCUGCCAAGGCUCGCUCUAUACACUUAAAGAAGAAGAAGAAGAAAGAAGAUGCACAUAUAUAUGCAUAUAUAUGUAUAUCCCUUUUCAUUCUCAGAAUGAAUACACACAUUUAACCAUUAUAUUGCCAUAUCUUAUUAUUACUUUCUCAUGUACUAUUAAUUAACAUGCACAUGCUCAGCAUUCCCUCACAUAUAUAAACAAAAAUGCUUGCAUAUGCCAAACAGGGAAUAAGGUAAUGAUGUUUGUCACACAUAAGUUUCACAUUGUAAUUCAUACUUGCACUUACUACUUGAGAAACUUAUUCUGGUA
Molecule: messenger RNA, 2203 nt
Organism: Salvia splendens (bonfire salvia)
Lineage: Eukaryota; Viridiplantae; Streptophyta; Magnoliopsida; Lamiales; Lamiaceae
Product: L-ascorbate oxidase homolog
Exons: 1
Coding region: 245-1921 (558 amino acids)
Molecular function (GO): oxidoreductase activity; copper ion binding
Source: RefSeq, a predicted model, not a curated record